GCCAUGCAUCCUCCAGCUAAGCGCCUCUGCCCCAGCCCAGCCAAUUCCCUGGACCGGAGCUUCCAGAAGCGCCUCAUGAAAGUUUCAAUUGAAGGGAAUAUUGCUGCAGGGAAAUCUACAUUUGUCCAUAUGCUAGAGAAAUAUAAUGAUGAAUGGGAAAUAAUUCCUGAACCAAUAGCUAAGUGGUGCAAUAUUCAGACAUCUGAGAACCAGUAUGAAGAGCUUUCAACAUCUCAAAAGAAUGGAGGAAACCUGCUUCAGAUGUUGUACAGCAAGCCUACAAGGUGGGCUUCCACCUUCCAAACAUAUGCUUGUUUGAGUAGAGUUAAAGCACAAUUAAAACCCAUCUCUGCCAAACUACAUGAAGCAGACCAUCCUGUGCAGUUUUUUGAAAGAUCAGUCUACAGUGAUAGGUAUGUUUUUGCCUCUAACUUAUUUGAAUCGGGAGACAUCAAUGAAACAGAGUGGGCAAUUUAUAAGGACUGGCAUACAUGGCUUCUGAAACAGUUUGAAUCAGCCAUAGAGUUAGAUGGUAUUAUCUAUCUCCGGACAAGCCCCCAGAAAUGCAUGGAACGGCUGCAGUAUAGAGGCAGAGAAGAAGAACAAGGAAUUAAACUGCAGUAUCUGGAGAGUCUUCACUACAAACAUGAAUCCUGGCUUCAAGAAAGGACAAUGAAGGUGGAUUUUGACAAUCUUAGAGACAUACCCAUUUUGGUUUUGGAUAUUAAUGAAGAUUUCAAAAAUGAUGAAAUAAAACAGCAGAAUUUAUUGGAUAAAGUCAAGGCUUUUCUGACUGCUUAGGAACGAAGAUGCUUCCAUUUUAUAAACUAUCUGGAAUGGGAAUAUAAUACGUGCAUGGCAAAUCUUUCUUAAUGCUAUUUUUCUUCUAUCUGAAUUUGUAAGACCAUGAUGUGUCUGAGAAUUAAGGAGCUUUUAUACAAGAGCAAAGAGACACUGACUGUGCCAGAGGCACUCUUUAUGAUUGGAGUUCUUCUCAAGUGAGUGUGGUAACUCACUUUUAGGAGAAAACCUUGUGAAAAUAAAUUUAUUACAUUACCUAAAUAGGAAUGCAUCACCUUAACAGGUUAAUUGUGAUCAGCUGUGUGUACUUGGUAUACUUUAAA
Messenger RNA from Eublepharis macularius, 1124 nucleotides. RefSeq names its product deoxycytidine kinase 2-like. Gene Ontology annotation, molecular function: ATP binding; deoxyguanosine kinase activity. Bases 4 to 801 code for a protein of 265 amino acids. Lineage: Eukaryota; Metazoa; Chordata; Lepidosauria; Squamata; Eublepharidae. Gene Ontology annotation, cellular component: cytoplasm; mitochondrion. Gene Ontology annotation, biological process: nucleobase-containing compound metabolic process. The transcript has 7 exons. The record is from RefSeq and is a predicted model, not a curated record.